AAGGUUCAGAAAGACGUUACUCUCCAGAGAUGGAAACCAAUGAGAUUGAACGGCAGCAGUCACAUGUUCAGGAUUCAUCACAAAAUCGAUUAAGGUCACAUGCAGCAUCUGAUGAUGGUGACAGAAAUGAAGUCAUAAGCAAACUACAAAUGU
Molecule: messenger RNA, 153 nt
Organism: Podarcis lilfordi (Lilford's wall lizard)
Lineage: Eukaryota; Metazoa; Chordata; Lepidosauria; Squamata; Lacertidae
Source: the annotation of a GenBank genome assembly